Messenger RNA from Durusdinium trenchii, 1767 nucleotides. The record is from the annotation of a GenBank genome assembly. NCBI's taxonomy places the organism in Eukaryota, Dinophyceae, Suessiales, Symbiodiniaceae.
AUGCGUGGAGACCAUUGGACUGUGGUGGCCCGCAGCAUCUUAGUUCGGUCUGGGUCAAGCGUGGCUUCGGAGGCACUGGCUGAGCGUUUGUCAUUUGGAGCAGUUCUUCUCGAAAUGGACAUGGUGGGGGAGCGCCUCCAGUUCAAGAAGCUCCAAGGCGAGGGCCCCGAGUCCGGAUGGGUGACCAUCAAAGUGAAGGAGAAAGUGCUGGUGCAACGCGCCAUCGAUGCGCUCGUGCUUCCCGAGAACGUGCUUCGUUUAUGGGCCCUGUCCGACAUUCACACGGACAAAAAGGAGAACAUGCAAUGGAUCCGCGAGUUGGACGAGAAUGCGUUUCAGGAGGAUGUUCUCAUUUUGGCCGGUGAUAUCGCGAACACGAUGGAGGUGCUUGAAGAAACCUUGCUCUUAUUGAAGGCCCGCUUCCAGCGUAUUUUCUUUUGUCCAGGCAACCAUGACUUGUGGAUGCAAGGAUGGAAGGGUGGGAAUUCAAUGGACAAAUUCCAUGCAAUUAUGGAGGUUUGCAAAUCGUGCGGCGUUGAAACCACACCUGGCAUCCUGAACACAGGUGCUGGGCGUCUCGUGGUCGUGCCAAUACUGGCUUGGCAUCAUCCACAAUGGGAUACCGAGCCAGAACUACAAGAAUGGCAAGUUCCGGCACUUGAAAAGACAAUGGCCGACUACUGGGCGACCAGAUGGCCACAAAAGUUGCGCAUCGAAGAUGGCAGUGUCGCUGAAGCGUUUGAUCAGCUCAAUGAACGCUGCUUUCAGAAUGUGAUGCAGCGGCGAGAUGAGUUCCAAGCAGUGGUAUCCUUCUCACACUUUGUUCCACGGAUUGAGUUGAACCCUGAGAAGCGAUAUUUGAUCCCAUCCUCCUUGGCCAAGGCAGUUGGCUCUGCAUACUUGAAGGAGAGGGUCGAGAAGCUGAAACCUGAUGUGCAUGUCUUUGGGCAUACCCAUUUUGGCUACGACAUGGAGCUGGACGGUAUUCGUUAUCUUCAAGCUCCACUAGCCACACCUGCAGAGCGGGUUUGGGCAGGUUCUUUGGUGACACUUGGUGGCUUCCCUAUCGAGAGAAAGCCAUGUUUGGUGUGGACAUCAGAUCUGGGCUUUGCAAGUACCUAUCGAAGCUCCUGGUCGAAGUAUUACCAGAGAUAUGGUCGACAGCCUGCAGUCACGGAUGUGAUCCCAUCAUUGUGCUGCAACCUUUACACGCCAAGCUCGGCCAGUAGGACUGGAUGGAUUGCGGGUCGGAUGCCCAUUUGGCUCUUUGGACCUUUGCCAAGCCGUAUACAGGAGGCAGAAAUGGUCAUCAAUGAGGUUCGGAACAUCACUGGCCGUGCGGCGGUUCUCCAGAGGAGUGCGAAAGGGAGAGAGAAGUUGCCUCCAAGUUCUCAGGGAGAUCCCAAGAUGUUAAGAGGAGAAGAAGCAUUAGGCUUGCAUGCAGCAGGAGCGCAUGUGUUCAUCGACGUCCGCCCUCCAGGUGCAGCCGGUGGCUGCAUUCCGGGUGCCAUAUCACUGCCCCAUCCUGCUGCUACUGAGACCCUGGCAUCCUUGGACGAUGAUGUCUUGUUGCAGCUUUGUGAGCGCUUGAACGCCAAGAGUGGCAACAUGAUCAUCUAUGCAGAGGAGGACGAAUCGUCCUGGGAUGCUGCGCUACUUUUGGCUGGAUAUUUUCGAAUCUGGCCCACUGCAAUGGCAGUCCUGGAUGGUGGUUGGAAGACCUGGCUGCACAGCGGAGGGCCAAUUCAAGAAAGCCAUCCUUCCUGA